Molecule: messenger RNA, 724 nt
Organism: Dioscorea cayenensis subsp. rotundata (Guinea yam)
Lineage: Eukaryota; Viridiplantae; Streptophyta; Magnoliopsida; Dioscoreales; Dioscoreaceae
Product: protein FATTY ACID EXPORT 2, chloroplastic
Cellular component (GO): membrane
Source: RefSeq, a predicted model, not a curated record
GAUCGAAUUGAAAGAUAUCAACGUUAGCGGAGGAGGAGGAGGGGACGACGGUGGCAGCGGAAACGGUGGAGGUGGAGGUCGCGGCAAAGACGAAAGCAAAGGUAACGGCGAAGGGGGAUCCGAGGACAGAGACGAGAAGAAGAUGGGAGGUGGGAUGUCCAUGUCUCAGAAGCUCACUCUCGGCUAUGCCGCCCUUGUCGGAGUCGGUGGGAUUAUGGGAUACAUCAAAAAGGGCAGCCAGAAGUCAUUAGCUGCUGGAGGAUUGUCUGCCCUUCUACUGUAUUAUGUUCACACUCAACUUCCUAUAAGGCCAGCUUUUGCAUCAGCUUUGGGUUUAGGUUUAUCUGCUGCACUUCUAGCAGUUAUGGGUUCUCGCUUUAGGAAGUCUGGGAAGAUAUUUCCAGCAGGUGUCGUGUCUCUAGUGUCUUUUGUAAUGGUCGGUGGUUACUUGCAUGGAAUUCUUCGAGGUCUCCAUGCCUAAUGAGCUGACAGAAGGCUUGCUACCAAAUGCUUGUUCUUGUGAGAAUCUCUGAGGUUACUUUUUCCCUUGUUUGAGUAGUUUAUAUGGACACCUUGAAGACAAACCAGCAAAUGACUGUUUCAUCUUCUUUUUUUUUUUUUUCUUUUUUUAUGUUAACUGUGUGCAAUGCUUAUAAUUUGCCACAUACCAGCUUAUAUACUAUUAAUGAAUGAGAUGAGGUCUGGGAAUAUGUAUUGAGAAUCA